Myripristis murdjan (pinecone soldierfish) is the source of this 6609-nucleotide messenger RNA. RefSeq names its product structural maintenance of chromosomes flexible hinge domain containing 1 (gene smchd1). Gene Ontology annotation, molecular function: protein binding; ATP binding. Gene Ontology annotation, biological process: double-strand break repair; chromosome organization. The record is from RefSeq and is a predicted model, not a curated record. The coding region runs from base 127 to 6087 and encodes 1986 amino acids. The transcript has 47 exons. Gene Ontology annotation, cellular component: chromosome. NCBI's taxonomy places the organism in Eukaryota, Metazoa, Chordata, Actinopteri, Holocentriformes, Holocentridae.
GACUCGCACCGCAAGCUAACUGGCGUGCCAAGUUUUCUUUGCGAGGCUUUUCUGUGCAAUUAUCAGCUCUCGACGUCCACGACCUGUUUAAUGAGAGUCGUGUUAAAGUGAAACUGCGAGGGAAGCAUGCCGAAGAAGUCGGAGGUGCAUCAGUUGUCCGCCUCCUUCUCGGAGGAGGCGAAGAAGCUCCGGAGGAUAGUUGUUUUUGACUGCCGCUUCGAAAACCUGGAGACCGUCGAGAAAAGGCUGGACACAAGCGGUUUGGACUAUAACGACUUUCUCCGGCUUGUGUCUAAGAAAUUUGCUAUCCCUCCAAAUGAAACCUUUGUCGUGACGACAACUGAUCGAAUGGUGUUGGAGUUUGACAGCUUUGCCAAACUUCAGGAUGGCAGCACCAUUGUCUUGCUGCAGAAGGAGAACCAAGUUUUGCCAGUUGCCACAGAGGAGCGCAUUGUGUUCCUCCCUCACUAUGAUACGAUGGUUCGCAGCGGCAUGUAUGAGUACUACGCCAGUGAGGGCCAGAAUUCCUUACCCUACGCACUCGCAGAAUUGGUUGACAAUUCACUCACAGCAACAGCCCGCAUCAAAGGAGUCAGGACGAUAGAGAUUCGAAUGCUGUUUGAUGAGACUCUUGGGAAACCUGCGGUGAUCGUCUUAGACAACGGGUGCGGAAUGACGUCAAAGCAGCUCAAUAACUGGGCAGUGUACCGUCUCUCCAAAUUCACCCGAGAAAACAGCAGCUUUGCAAGUGAUCGCGAGGCCUACGUCCGGCCGGAUCCUGUCCCUCGCAGUCUCAACAGCGACAUAUCCUACUUUGGAGUUGGAGGAAAACAAGCUGUUUUCUACAUGGGAGAAACAACCAGGAUGAUCAGCAAACCAGAAAACUCCCCGGACGUUCAUGAGCUGAUCCUGUCAAAAGAGGAGUUUGAGAGGAAAGAGAAAAACAAAGAGGAUAUUUACAGUGGCUUUAUCCGAAACAGGAAACCCGGUGACUUCUCACAUGUAACUCAAGAGGAUGAGCGUUUUCUCCGUGAGCUCAUUGAUGAGGAACCGGGCAAGGAAAGCUUCACAGCUGUGGUCAUCACAGGAAUUCGGCCUGAACAUAUCACCUUUCUCAAACAGGACUUCGAUUUGUGGACCCGAAAGCUGGCCCACGUAUAUCACUACUACAUUCAUGGAGUCAAUGGGAAUGAUAUGAGACCCUGCUAUGAAAAUUCAGACAACCUCCCUAACAUUGACAUUCAGAUCUUUUUGCGGGAGAAGCCUCCCAGAUGCCCUCGUGCGAUCAAUCUCAGGGAGAUUGACAAUGACAUGCAGACUCUGUACAUAAAUGCCACUGCUGACACAUUUGAGUUUAAGGCUUGCACUAAGUCACAUAGCACAGUAGAGGGAGUCCUGAGGUACCAUCCCUUCCUGUAUGACCGUGAGACCUACCCUAAGGAGACUGAUCCUGCACAGGCUUCUGUUGAAGAUGAUGAUGAAAAAGAGUCCGGCGUCCAGGAUCAAGCAAGGGGGAAGAGGCCCAUAUUUGAUUGUUACUGGAAUGGACGGCUGAUACCUUACACCACAGUGUCUGAGUUUGACUGGUGUGCUCGGCCCAAGAGAGGAGCGCCCGUGGCUCCCGAGUGUUACAGUCGGUUCUCGGGGGUGCUCUUCACUGACGACAGAUUCAAGGUCACCACCAACAAGCUCACCUUCAUGGACCUGGAGCUGCAGCUGAAGAACAAGGACACCAUCUUCACACGCGUUGUUAAUGGACAGGAACAAAGAGUUAAAAUUCAGAGGGAGUUCACACAGUGGCUGAAGACCUGCCAUGAGAAGUUGGACAAACAAGUGCAGUUUCUUGGCUUCAAUGAGAUCAUAACACGGACAGAUGGGGUCCCUAAGAGGAUGCAGUAUCCCUGGUCGACCUUCUCUUCCAUCGAAUGGGACGGCAAAACAUUUAAAACGGGCCAAUACGUGAAAUCUCAGAACACUCAGCCCAUUUUCAAUGGGUCCGUGGUGCGGUUCAUGCUAUAUGGAGAUCAUAGUGGUGAUGUGUUUGCCACAGGGGGACAGGUCGAAAUAGCACUGGAACCAAAAGAGCUUUAUGACAUGACCAGGACCAUCCCCAUAUCCAAGAUUGACCGGACCACCACCACUGCAGCCAUCAAGAGAAGCAUCCAUGACGAGUUGGCAAAGCUUCCUGAUAAGCUGAAUUUGGGCUGGCCGGAGAGCAACGCCUGGUCACAGAACGCUGUGCGUCCGGCAGGGACUCCACUAGGACCUAUCACUGUAGACAUUUUGAACAAGAAAGGGGAGCUGAUAUCCAAGUUGCCAUCUGCGAACCAGGGAAAUGUGAAAAAACUCACGGUUGAACUCAAAUUACUCUGGCAUGGUCCGACUGGCAAUCAGGAGAUAAUCUCUUGCGUCGCCCAGCACGCAGCAAAGUGGCAUUACUGGUUCAAACCCAUAGCGUCUCUGAACAAGUUGGGGAAGUACACACUCAGUCUGAAUGCCUUGGUUAAUGAAAGUCAUUCCUUUGGUGGAAAACAGCUCCCAAGCUACAAGCUCCAUUUCACCAUCACAGAGGGUAAUGCCACGACGUUUGUCGUGGGUGCAGUGAGCUCUCCCCUUCAUGUCGGGGUGCCGUUUGACAUCCCACUGGAGCUCCGGGACGCACACGACCACCCAGCUCAGCCCCCUCCUGAUCUCAAGCCUGUACUUGAAUGCAGUGGCCUGAAUGUGAGUUACAGGGGAACGAACACCACUCGGACCACUUUGACCAUCAAAGAUGUCAAAGCAUUGGGAAAAGUGAAGAAUUACCACUCUAAGACACAUGACCUGAAAGUGGUCUUACCCGGCCUCACGCCAGACUCACAGAUUGUCAAGAUCAGUCUUCUCCCUGGAAAUCCACAUUCGCUCCACGUGACACCAGAUCAUAGCCCAGUCAAAGUGGAGAAUGGAAACUCUUUCAGCUUCAACGUGGAAGUUCACGAUGAAGCCGGAAACAUCACAGCUCAACCCAAACUGGUGGUUCGCUGCCAGGUGCAAGACCUUCCAGUGGUGGUCGCUGACUGCAGCCGCACUGGAGCUGGGCCCCUAGCGAUAAAGCCAAUAAACCUGAAAAAUAUGAAUGGAAAUGAGUGUAUACUCAGAGUUAAAUUUGACAUGCCUGGUCAGAAGCACAUAGCUGCGGUCCUGAGGGAGCUGAAGGUGGUGCCCAGCACGCGGGUCUCCCGGAUCGAGGUCUACACCCAGACAGAUGACUGUCUGGUGCUCAAGGACAAGGACAAGAUAGAAUGGGAGGCUGGAGACUUGAUCAGUAACCUGUACUACAAACUGUUAGAUGAGGGUGGCAAGGAGGUUCCUCUCACUGCUAAAAUAGCCUCCAUGAUCAAGGUUAACUGGACAGCAGAUGGAAGUGUGGCGGAUCUGGUUCAGGGGAAGCUGCCAGAUGUGCAGGUGCCGAAGCAGGUGCAGGGUGAGCACUUCUACCAGGUGUCUUUCCAAGACCAACACGUGUCUGUGAACACCUCCUUUACUAUAGUGCCUCGUCCAGAUGAGCCAAAACACCUGAAAGUCACACCGAGUCAAAGCACAGUUAGGAUGGGGGAAUUCCUACCAGGACAGAUCACCUUAGCCCUCACGGACCAGUAUGGCAACCUCACCAAGACGCUAACCCCCACCUGUGUCGACAACGUCACCGUGGAAGCCGAGGGUCUGGACAAGUCAGCUGUAGCUGUCACAUGGCAGGAGAGCAGCUGCUCUGUUGUGGUGACGGGAGUGCGGUUCAAGUCUGGGACCCUUGGCAUCAGAGAGCUGUGCUUCACCUGCCGAGGCUUUGUGGCGCAAGUCAGCAUCAAAGUGACUGCGGGACUCCCCGCGCAGCUCACUCUUGUCAGUGGGCCAGAGCAGCCCUUGCAGGUGUUAAAUGAGCAUGGCAUUCCCACACCUUUCAUCAUCCAGCUGUGUGACCAGUUUGGAAACCCCUCUCCUGACCAGAGGGUUGUGGUGGCACUGAAGUCCUCAUCCAAAGCACUGAGGGUGGAGACCACUGUUACUUCACAACCAGUAGACCAAGAGGGAAAAGCCUCUUUCACUGUUUCAAGUGUGAGCGGACCAAAGGGCAACUAUGAGCUGGAGUUCAGAGGGUCCUUCAACAAGAAACCCAUCCGUGGUCCCAUGGUGAAACUCAUCGUCAUCCCUGAUCCCAACAAGCCUGUCAGCCUGACAGUGAAGUAUGACACCAACGCCAAGCUUCCUGCAGGAGGAAUCCUCCCAGUGUUUUCAGUCACUGUGGUGUCAGAUGAAGGUAGCCCAAUCAGGGGUUUUAACCCCGGUGCUGCGCUCAUGUGGCUGUGGAAGGGAGUGGCAACGGGGAAAGAGCCGCCACAAGAAGAGGUCACUCGUCUUAUGUGCAGUAAACCCAAGAAGAAUGAAGAGGAUGAUUGUCUUCACUUUAGAGAUAAAAGCAUCCCAGAUCAUGCUGGAAAAUACACCAUCCAGUUUGCUCUAAAUUUAGGCCAAAGAAAUAUCCUGUUGAGUGAGCAGUAUGAAAUAAACGUGGUGGCCAAUGAACCUUUCAAACUGGCCCCCGAUAUUCAGCCACAAACCCCAGCUGUUUCCAACACUGAUGACAUUGCUCACCGUACCUUGGUGAAGAAUAUGACUCUGACAAUAACGGAUACGUAUGGUAACGCAGCAGGGCUGGAACUACAGGGGAAGGUAGUGGUUUCAAUAAGGAACCCAAAUGGCGGCAGUAACCAAGAUCUCCCUCAGUUUCAAGACAACACCAGUACCCUCAUAUUGAGCCUGGAGGAAGGAAAGGUCCACAUCGAUAGGCUGGCUGUCAUGCAGAACAGCCCUGGCCACGAUGGCGGUGUGUAUGUCCUGCACUUCAAACCUGAAGUCCCCAAGUAUCCCACACUGGCUCCUUUUGAGCUCUCCUUUGGUUUUUACAAUGAUGCAGAGAACCAACAGAACAUGUCCAAACUGUCCAAGAAGAAGGACGAGCUGUCCCACGCUAUUGCUGUUUACAAAGAAAUCUUUAACACAAACAAGGAACUUCUUGAUUUGCUGACAUCCCGACACCAAGAUGCAAGUAAUAAAGAGGGAAUCCUUAAAACUGAGCUUGGGAAAAGAAACAUCAGGGUGACACAACUGACAUCUAUCACAGAUAUUGACAAAGUCCUAAAUGAGAAGACUGCUGAAAUGGACAGGCUCAGGAACGCGCCUAGAAGAGUCUGCACUAUUGCUGAUCCCUUCAGGGGGCACCACGAUGUUUUAGGAAAGGUUGGCCACCUGGCCCUGGUGGAGGACGAUGCCGCUGCUGUGGUUAUCUCCUGGCACAUCAGGGGCGACAUGGAUUGUGUUAUCACCAGGACAACAGAUGCAGCACGGAGGAUCUACAACGACACCAGCGGCAAGCAGCAGGUCAUGCCCCUCGAAACCAUAUACCGGAAUCAAAGCAACAGACCCAUGCCCCACAUGAGAAAUGGCCGGUGUCUGUUUGCCCCAGUUGGGAACCCGGUGCGCGCCAGAGACCUCCUGAUAUACCCCGAGAAUGCAGAGUGCUGUGACAUAGUGUUCAGAACCAUUCUGGGAGACACUAUUUUGAUGGAUAACCUGGACUCGGCAAACAACUACAGAAAGGCGGUGGUGCAGCAAAACAUACCGUGUCCCACCAUCCUGACCAGGCAGGGGGAGAGGAUAAGUGCCAUGGGCAAGUUUGGGGGCGCACAGAACCGAGCCCCUUCCAUUGAGAGAUUACAGGGCCUCGUGUUUGGGGCGCCUCCCCCGCAGCAGUACCACACCUUAAGUGAACAAAUAGCUAUGCUCCAUCAGUAUCGGGCGGCUCUGCAGAACAAAAACCUUACCAGAAAGGAGCGUGACAACCACAUGAAAAAACUGAAGGCGCCUGAUAUGGUGCAAAAGGAGGUAGAUAUGGAGGAAAAUUUGAAGCAAUUGGAGGAGAUCAACAGACAGCUCGCGAGCACCUCUCUAAUGAGACAAAUGAAACGCGGUAUUGAAGAUGCUGGAGCGCCAUCACACAUCUCGAGCAAGAGACCGAGGAGAUCCAGAGAUCCUUCGCAUCUCAGCAUUUGAGCAUCAGCCAAUGUUGUUUCAUUUUAUUUUAUUUUGUUUUGUGUCAAAUUAUGUAUGAAUGUUCACUAAAUGUGUACCUAUAAUGAGAAUUUUGAUUUGUACAAUUUUAUUUAUGUACUGUACUUUUUUAUAUACUUAUAUUUAAUCUUGUAUGCAGUUUAGGAGGUUCUGCUUUUGUACUUUUGAUCAUUUGUCUUGUUCUCUGUGGCAUGGUAUUAUUUCCAUAAAUUGUAUACUUUGUAUAUCAGACAAAAUACAUUUUACUAUGGACUCUCUUGACUUGACUUUUAAAUUUUAUGCCCCUCCCAAUGGGUGUAGAUCAUUUCUCUAGAGCAGAGGUCUUCAACAUGGGGUCUGCAGUGUGUUUUCAGGUGAUCAUUUCUCCCCUGUGAUAAGACCAAUUGGAUUUGUGAGUUAUACUGUUGGAAUGCCAGUCCCCUUUACAAUAGGGUAUAACUGUAAGGAUGAGGCAACACCGCUAAACAAGUGGGAAGCACAAUAAGCCAUAUGCUGUCAAUUAAG